Molecule: messenger RNA, 2011 nt
Organism: Drosophila montana
Lineage: Eukaryota; Metazoa; Arthropoda; Insecta; Diptera; Drosophilidae
Product: protein boule-like
Exons: 2
Coding region: 525-1289 (254 amino acids)
Biological process (GO): 3'-UTR-mediated mRNA stabilization; positive regulation of translational initiation
Cellular component (GO): cytoplasm
Molecular function (GO): translation activator activity; mRNA 3'-UTR binding
Source: RefSeq, a predicted model, not a curated record
CAUUUCAAAUUUGUAUUUUAACAAAUGAGGUAUUUUGGAAAUUCUCAAUUUUUGAAAUUCUCGAUUUUUUGAAACUCGUUUGAAAGAUAGUUAACUAGCUAACCGUUAUAAUAAGUAGAAAAAGGUAUAAAAGACGCCCAAUUAAGAAGUUCAUCAUCGAUCGCCAAAGCGAGAAGGGAGACGGAAUCAUUGGACGUUGUUAACCCCCCCUCCCCCCAAAUACCACCCCUAGCCCCUGCCACCCACCAAGCGAUCCCUCCCUAACUACCCCGAACCCCCACCCACCCGUAAUUCAAUUGAGAAUCAUCGCGGUAUAUUGUUGUACUGAUAUAUGUAUAAGCUAGCAGAGGAUCUUGUUAAUUGCAAGCGGUAAGCGAAACAAAUAGAAAAACUAAAGUGCAAAAACGGGCUCAAUUGUGUGGCAAACCCAAAACUAUCCCGAAGCCACAAAUUUUGGCUUGAAUCCACAAAUAAUCGCAAGCAGCCUCAAGAUUCAGCCAUUUGGUAUUAACUAUCAUCAGAGGAUGACAUCGACACAGCUGCAACAGUCGACGGCUGGACCGGUUGCACCGAAACUGACCCUGGCAACCGCACAGGCAUCGCAGCCAGCUGUGGCGAUGCCCGCCGUGGCCGUGGAGACGCCACCGGCGGAGCCCAUCUACGGCACUGUGAUACCGAAUCGCGUCUUUGUUGGCGGCAUUAGUCGCGACACAACCGAAUCGGAUCUGAUGAUCGCGUUCAGUGCGUAUGGGACGGUGCGCAGCACCAAGAUUAUUGUCGAUCAGGAUGGCUUCAACAAGGGCUACGGCUUCGUCACCUUCGAGACAGACGAGGAGGCGCAGCGCCUCCAGUCGGUUGGCAAAUGCGUCAUCUUGCGCAAUCGCCGCCUGAACAUUGCGCCGGCCUUCAAGAAGCAACCGAUUCGGCCCAAGUUGCAGCCGAUCAUCGAGACAAACGGCACCGUGUACUUUACCACACAGGCGCCGCCACCGCCGCCGCCGACGGUCAACACAAUACCCAUCGAGCAAUAUGCCACCGCCACAUAUGGACCGGCUGCCCCAGUUGCCGAAUACACUACCGCCGCCAUGCCCACCAUAUAUCAGCAGGCGCCGGCCGGCGUCCAAUACCAGCCAGUCUACCAAUACUAUAGUGUGCCGGUUAAUGUGCCAGCCGUUUGGCCCCAGAACUAUUAUCAGGAUCCGCAGGCAUCCAAUUCGCAGACAUCGAUACCGCAGCAGACCGCCUGGGAGUUUGAUGGGACCAACAGCAGCAGCUGGCGCUCAUCCUAGUCAAAUGUGGCGUGCAUGCUAGAUCUCUACUCCUCGUGCAAUACAAAACCAACAACUGGAUUCAACAAAAUGGAAGUAAAUGAAACAAACAGAAGAAGAUGAUGAUGAAGAUGAAGAAGAAGAAGCAGACAUAAUACCCAUGCCAGAAUAAACGGCGAACACUUCAAGAUGAGCGACUAACAACGAAGAAAACAUACACUACAAUAAGAAACCAACAGCAGCUGCGCAACUGUGUCGUUAUAUAUGUAUAUAUAUAUGUCUGUAUGUAUAUAUAUAUAUAUAUAUAUAUGUGUUUGUCAAGUGAGGUUAGAAUAUUUAGGCGCAAUCGGGGGCAAAUCAAACAGAUAUAUAGACAGAAUAGACUGAAGAUACCGCAGAUAUUGAAGCAAUACAGACAAACAGAUAGACACACAGAUAUGCACACACACACACUCACACACACUCACACACACACACACACACACACACACACACACACACACACACACACACACACACACACACACACACAUACAGGCAUACUUAUAGGCAUGCAAACCCUUACAUACACUCACAUACAGUCACACACACUCACACACACACUCUCACACACACACUCUCACACACACACUCUCACACACACACUCUCACACACACACUCUCACACACACACUCUCACACACACACUCUCACACACACACUCUCACACACACACUCUCACACACACACUCUCACACACACAC